Messenger RNA from Stomoxys calcitrans (stable fly), 21024 nucleotides. RefSeq names its product ubiquitin carboxyl-terminal hydrolase puf (gene puf). Gene Ontology annotation, molecular function: cysteine-type endopeptidase activity; cysteine-type deubiquitinase activity. Gene Ontology annotation, biological process: protein deubiquitination. NCBI's taxonomy places the organism in Eukaryota, Metazoa, Arthropoda, Insecta, Diptera, Muscidae. Gene Ontology annotation, cellular component: nucleus; cytosol. The transcript has 25 exons. The record is from RefSeq and is a predicted model, not a curated record. Bases 259 to 12429 code for a protein of 4056 amino acids.
GCAUAGUGAAAAUAGGACCAUCAAACAAAUGCGAAUUUAAAAACAUAUAAUGGAUUUUGCAAAAAACGGAUGAAAAAACGAAUGAAAAUAAGAAAAAACUAAACUUAAGUUAAUGUACCAACAUCACCCGCAGCAGUGAGAAUACAAUAAGACGGCCAGAAAAAGAAAAACUUCCAGCCGAUAGAAGAUCGAAUCUUCUGGUCAUCAUUUUCUGUGCGGUGGAAGUGUGGAAUCGAGCAAAACCCAAAAGGCCUAACCAUGAGUGGAAACAUGUGUGAUAUGUGUUCAGAUUUCCAGCAGCUUUUGGAGUCGUAUGAAGCACGAAUAACCAGCAAUGAUGCAAAGCAUUCAAUCAUAUAUAAAAGUGAAAUCGAAACUGCUUUUGGUUACAUCCAAGCAUGGCCCCAAAGACAGUGCAUGUGUCUAUAUCGAGAUGCAAAAAAUUUUGAACGAUUCAAUUUACUCAUACAGUCUAUGAUAUGCCUGGCGGUACAUCACCUGAAACACAUUAAACGUCUAAUAGAGGACUACAAAAAGAUAACAGCUCAUGCGGCGGAGGCGCAGGCAGCUGCACAAGCUUCGACGCAAGCAACACAGUCAUCCUCCAACACACAUGGGGAGGAUAAAAGUGAAGACGCUAACAAAAAUGAGAAGAAUAUAGACGAAAAGGAUAAGAAUAUCAAUAACCAAACUACAAAGAAAGAUAAUGCAGAAGACAGCAAGUCUAAGGAAAAGCCCGGUAGUUCUUCAGGUGAAGACGAAAAGCCGCCACCACCUCCUGCAAUAGCAUUGCCAUUAACAUCGCCACAAAGCGUACAAGCUACUGGAGCAUCGUCGUUGCCACCAGCCGUAGGAGCCGCAGCGACGUCAUCGCCACCAUCAUCAUCCUCAUCAUCAACUUCUUCAGCUGCAGUAUCACAGCAUACCGAAGAGCCAUGGAUUUUACCAGAAGUGGAAAAACUACUACUUUUAGUUUCUAAAAUCUUUUUGCUCAAUUUUCCCUUGUACAUAGCAUAUAAACAUGGUACCCAUGCCCGUUUGGAUGACAUAUCCGCAGAAGAAGCUCAGCAUUUGGCAAUUUUCUGCGAUCUGCAUGAUAAUGAUAUACCAGUGCAUUUGCUGCGCAACACAAGUUUGUUUUGCAAUUCAAAUGGCUUUGCCGCAAUGAAAUUGUGCUUCGAUCAACCAGAUUUGCCCGUAACAACAGCCCAUGCUAUAACCGCUACCGUCUCGAAUAUUAAACUAUGGCUUCAUUACGGCUGUAUAGUCCAACUAUAUGUUCCAUUGCGAAGUAAAAUUUUACAGUAUAUGUGUAAGUUAUCAGAUCAAAAUCUUAGAACAGCUGCUACAAGGGCCAUGGCCGACUUUGUGUGGUCGGCUGUAAGAGAUCCCUUAGAUGCCUCCGUUAGUUUCGAUGUGGAGGGUUUGGCAUUGGCUUUUAAGUAUUUUACAUCGACCACGUUGACAAUGCGUUUGGCUGGUAUAACUCAAAUUAAUGCCCACAUUAACAUAUUCGGAGAAAUUGAAACCGUUGGGGAAUUCGAAGUUGUGGCCCAAAAAAUUGGCAAUUGGUUGACUGAAAAUCAAAUAAUUCAACAUCUAUUUGGCCCGAAUCUGCAUGUGGAGGUAUUGAAACAGGCUCACAUAGUUUUGAACUUCCUCGCUGUGGAGAACCAAAUUACUGAAGAACACAUUAGGUUGAUAUGGCAAGCAACGCAACAGCUUAAGCAUUGCUCGAAGGCCAUCUUUGACAUAUUACCUUCAUUGGUAAAGAAUUUAGCACCUAAGCCGGCCAUGUAUUUGUAUACGCUUCUGUGUCGAAUGGACCCGAAGGAGCACACGGAACAGAGCAUUUACAUAGCAUCGGCUUUGACGAAACUCAUUUGGUCCAGGGACAGUGCCCAACUGAGUUUGGAAGAGGAAUUGAUGGCUGCCAAUGCUACGGCAACAAGUUCGGAUAGCGGUAGUAUGGACGGCAGUAACUCCGAUGAAGGCAAUGGUGACGACAGCAGUUUGGCCAGUGCUCGCAAAAGUCCCAUAGAUAUUGAGAAUGUAUGCUCCUCGGAUACGGGUGUAACACCCUGUAAACAGGCUAGACGUAGGCGUCAUAUUUGUGAUCCAACAGAGGAGAAAGGAAAGCAAAUUUCCGAAGAGGACAUAAAAAUGAUAAGUUCCAAAGUAGAUAUGAAAAUGAAAAACCAUAGAAUUGUUAAUAUCAUUGACAACUCUAGCAGUGAAGAUGAUUUGCCUCAGGGCUCUUUAAAUAUAACACUACAUCGAAAAAAAUCUCGCAAACGUCGUAAAAAUAAUAGCAACAUGCCUUUAACACGUUUAGCUUAUGAAAUAGUGGAAGCCAUCUGUGAUGGUGGUGAAGAUGAAGCAUCCAGUGACGAUGGCGAUGAUGGGGAUGAUGGUGAAGCCGAGCUCCUUAAUGACAGCGACGACUGCAGUGAUCCAGGUCAAGUACCCACUGCCGUUCUAAAACAUUUACAUGGAGAAGGCCCCUAUAUAAGAGCUAUAGCAGAAACGCAUAUAAGUGAAUUACUGAGUGGGGCUGAGAAUGAAGGAAGUUAUUCAUCGCCCUUAAGCAAUAAAUCGGAGAAAAAUUUAGCUGAUUUCGACGAUGAGGAUGUGUCGCCAUGCGAGGAGGAAAUAGCACAGCUAGUAAGCUCCCAUGCCCAAAGGGUAUCACACAACAAUUGUAUGCCGCCUGCAUUGGCUGCAGCAGCGGCUGCAAUGGCAGCUGCGCACACUGCAAUGUCCAUGCAAAAGAAUGAUGCCAAUGUUGCAGCGGCAGCUACGUUGGCUGCUGUAGCCGCUGUGGCUACCGGCAACGCUCAACAAUCCCUAUUGGCCAUGCAGCAACAGGCAAAUGCUGCUAAAGCAGCCUCAGCUGGUGCGCUAACUUCUUCGGCGGGUAAUAAACACAACAACGAUACGGAUAUGGAUGUCAGCAGUGGAAGUGUGGGUAAAGAAUGUAAUAAAACAUCGAUUUCACCACAGCAACCAACUUUUAAAAUAAACGAUGUCUGCCAGCCGGGAAAUACACUGUUGUGGGAUUUGCUGCAGGAUGAUAAAAUUGGACAACUUGGCGAAUCUUUGGCAUUGGAGGCCGAAAAGGCCUUAGCAACUCUUCUAUGUUUUAGCAAUGAUCGCCAUUUGCGUACAAAAUUCAUCGAAGGCUGUCUACAAAACUUGGCUAACAACAAGAGUGUCAUAGUCUCGUUGCGUCUAUUGCCAAAACUGUUUGCUUCAUUCCAACAGUUUCGUCCAUCCGAUACCCAUCAGGUUACCAUGUGGGCUGAGCGUCAACAUCGCAUGAUGUAUCAUUUCUUUAACAACAUCAAAUACUAUGCCAAGCGACAUAUGGAAAUUUUGGUAGCCAAAGCCUCGGGAGAGCAAUUGUCGGGCACAAAUGAAUUGGCACUGUAUUCUCAUAAAACACAGGUGUCGGUGCGUCUGCAGUUUUUGUCCUCCAUAUUUUCAUCGAUGGGAUCACCAAAGACUUUUCGUCUAAGUUUGGAACAGGUGGAUGCUUUGUGGGAGUGGUUAGCCCACGACCCUGAUUGCUGUGAUUGCUAUUUCUCUUGGCUACAAAGCCAGGCAAAAGGAGGCGAUCAACAUGCUCUGGGUUUGGAUGCAUUGCAGCAUUUAUAUUUGAAAAAGUUGCCCGAACUAAGACCCGAAGACUUUUCUAUGGUUGCUUUGGGGCUUUUUCAACAAUUGUGUAGCUUGGCCCGCAUGGCCAUAGCUCACUAUGAAAAACAAAUGGACGCAAUUUCAACAAAUUCUUCCAACAUUGUGGGCAUGUUUCAUUUGUGGAAAAUAGCCCUAAGGGCUCACACAUCGGAGGUAUCAUUGGCCGCAAUACAAUACAUAAACAUGUAUUAUAUGGGGCAGCAACUGAGAUUGGAAAAAGAGUUUGUUUCGCAAUGCAUGGAACAUCUGGUGCAGGCAGCCAAUGCCUUGGAAUGCAACAACGAAGACGAGAAUGCUUUAAUGUGUGUUCAGCGUGGUUUAAUGCUGCUUAAUACACACUUGGAUACCUUCCGCAGACGUUAUGCUUUUCACUUAAGGCGUUGGGCUAUUGAAGGUCAAGGCAUCGGCUCGCAUAGUAAUUUGAAGAAUGAAGGAUCAGGACCGGCCAUACGAAUAAUAUUACAACCGGCUGGCCUAUCGGAGAAAUCUAUUUUACAUAUGCAUGCAUGUGACUUAAUAGCAGAUCUAAAGGCUGAAAUUUCCAAAUGGUGGGAAAAUCUGCAAGGCACUUCUAGUUCCGGGGUGUCUGCCCCAGUCUUGGGACUUCUUUUGAGCGAAGGUCCUUUAAGGAUUAUAACACAAGGCCAGGAGCUUUCAUCGGAAUAUGAUGAGAGAACUUUGGGUGAUGCUGGAUUUAAAGAUAAUCAGAUUGUAUACGUCUCACUUGGAGGCAGAGGUGCUCGACGCAAGGAAACCAAUAUUGAUCAUCCAUCAAUGCAACCGCCACCACCCAAAGAAUGUUUACCGACAGUAUUAUUGUUGCAACCCAAGUAUUUUGAGAAAUUGUUUUGUCUCAUGCAAACUUUGGGUGAUAUGAAGCCACAACCGAAUAACUUGCAAUUGCACACCAAAGCCCAAAUCUUAUCGAGGCGAGUGUGGGAUAUUUUGGCAAUCUUACCCACAAAUCCCACAAUAUUGGAUGCUUUCAAAAGUCUGGCCAACGAUUUGACAAUGUGUGACCAAUACGAUAGUGGACGAGAGGAGGAGAAAACGAAUAAACUAAAAGAGAUCAAACAGAAACUGUGCGAGCUCUUGGAUCCCAGUAAUCUGCAGAAAUUUAUGUAUUCGCUGCACAUUGUGGAAAGUUUGGCAUUGCACAGCGUAUUUCAACAAAGAGGUGGAGCGCCAUGUUGUGGCGGCGUUAAUGGCAAUAUUAUCACUGUGGAUCAUUCGAACCGAGGAACAGUGACCAAAGCCAAAAAGUCGGGAAAUAAUUGUGCAGGUUCUUGCUCGGGUUCCAGUAAUGGAGGUUGUGCUGGACAGAGCUCAGGUUCUCGCAGACGCAACAGUACUGAGAGUUCCCAGAACAAUAAAGAUGAUGAUUCGCGAAAACUUUUGAGUGCUGAUGAGAAGGAAAAGGUACCUUCCGAUUUAGGAAAUCAAAAGGAAUUGAAUUCGUCCAUAGCUUCUAUGGAUACUCCCGACAGCGAUCAUCACUCAAUAAAUUCUAUGACAAAUGAUAAGGAAAAUAGUCCUGUAAAACAGACCACAAAGAGACUCAAGAAGUCGGAGUGCACUUCUUCGUCGUCAGCUGAUGAUGCUCCAAGCAACAAGUCCAUCAUAACAGAUAAUAAGUGGAGCGAAACUUUUAUACGUAGUGGUGGUUUGAAGCAUCUUUACGACAUAUUCAUAUCGGGUCAGUUGCAGCAAAGCUCCUAUCCCAAAGAGCUGCUCAAUGAAUGGCGUCACGAUUGCCUGGCCAGUCUUUUGCGAAUUUUGUGGUUACUUGGUUUCGAAGAAGAUUUCCACGAAGACAUGUUGGUUUCAAUAUCCAAACCCAAGGAAUUUAUGCUGGAAAUGAUGACGGUGGAUGCAUGUUUGAGACGAUUAUCAUCCAUACUGAACGAUGAGGCCUACAGCAAUUAUUUGGCCAAUACUUCAAGCUAUCAGUAUCAUCACCUAAGAACUGGUUUUUGGGGUCGGGCGCAGGUUGUUCAAUUCGCCAUGAAUAUAAUGGUGAGUUUUGUACAUGCUUCGGCGGAUGCCAGAAGUUCUUUAUGGGCUCAUGCUGAGUAUUGCAAUUGGGUGCAAAAGUUCAUAUUGGAAGAUCCCGAGCCAGCAGUACGCCGUGAAAUAUGUGCUGGAUUGUACCGCAUCUGUUUAGGAAACUCUCAGAGCUAUCAACUGCUACUUGCCCCAUUACUGAGAAAAUUAAUAUCCUUCCUGCCUGUGGCAGAAAAGAUGACAUCGUACAACCAUCACAACCCUUAUAUGUUGAGUGAUGAUGGUAAGGAACCUUAUGGACCAGCCUGUCGUGAUUAUUUCUGGCUAUUAGCUCGAUUAGUAGACACAUUGUCACCGGAAAUGGUAAAAUCCUCCUUGGAGUCUUCUUCCUUCAAUGAGGAUGCUAUUGACAUUGAAAAGUUGUGCCAAUCUGUGGCCCAAAGCAUAUUGACUCGAGAAUUCUACGAAACACGUUAUGGUAUGCAGGACGACGGUUUGGUGGGCCUCAUAAAUCUCAUGUCGAAUUUAGUAAAAUACGACCCCACUUUCAAAUUUAGUCCAAAGGCCAUACAAUUCAUAGAGCAAAUAUUUGAGUUCUUGUUUGACAUGCCUUCGCCGAAUAAUCGCCAAAAACCCAAGUGUAAAUCGGCCACCUCUAGAGCAGCGGCAUAUGAUCUAUUGGUGGAGUUGUGUAAAAAUUGUCCCAAGAACUAUACAUUUUUGCAUCAGAAGCUACUGGCACAACAUACACCAGGUCCCAAGCCACCAUAUCCCUGGGACUAUUGGCCCAGAGACGAGGGCCGUUCUGAGUGUGGCUACGUGGGAUUAACAAAUUUGGGGGCUACUUGUUACAUGGCUUCCUGCAUACAGCAUUUGUAUAUGAUGCCACAAGCGAGGGCAGCGGUACUGCGUGUACCACCCGGAAAAGCACAAAAGCAUGCUCCAACUUUACUUGAACUCCAACGAAUGUUUGCCUACCUAUUGGAAUCCGAACGCAAAGCUUACAAUCCCCGUUCAUUUUGCAGAGUAUAUCAAAUGGAUCAUCAGCCUCUAAACACUGGCGAACAAAAAGACAUGGCCGAGUUCUUUAUAGAUCUUGUAUCGAAAUUGGAAGAGAUGACUCCCGAUCUAAAGGAUUUAGUCAAGCGUCUAUUUUGUGGUACACUUAGCAACAAUGUUGUGUCGUUGGAUUGUGAUCAUGUCUCACGAACAGCCGAGGAAUUUUACACAGUACGUUGUCAGGUAGCAGAUAUGCGUAAUCUGCAAGAGUCCUUAGAUGAGGUUACGGUCAAAGACACCUUAGAGGGAGACAACAUGUACACCUGCUCGCAGUGUGGCAAAAAAGUGAGAGCUGAAAAGCGAGCCUGCUUCAAAAAGUUGCCACAGAUUUUGUGUUUCAACACUAUGCGGUAUACGUUCAACAUGGUCACCAUGCUAAAGGAGAAGGUGAAUACCCACUUUUCGUUUCCCAUGCGUUUAAAUAUGUCUGAUUAUGUGGAGAAAUCAUUGAUGCCGCAUCAGUAUAAGGAGGAACGCGAAAAACGCAAAGCUGAGGGCGAAGGCAGUGAAUUGGAAGAUGAUUUAGAGGAAUGCUUAGAAUAUGAACUUGUUGGUGUUACUGUUCACACUGGCACAGCUGAUGGAGGCCACUAUUACAGUUUUAUUAAGGAACGUAACAAGUCUGCCAUGCAACACGAUCGCUGGUUCCUUUUCAACGAUGCAGAGGUGAAACCAUUCGAUCCAUCACAAAUAGCAGCCGAAUGUUUUGGCGGAGAAAUGACGAGUAAAACCUACGAUUCGGUCACAGAAAAAUAUUUAGAUUUUAGUUUUGAGAAAACCAAUUCAGCAUACAUGUUGUUCUAUGAACGACGUUUGCCUGAACAUUUAAAGGAGAAGCAUGCCCAUCUCUUAGCCUCUCCCACUUUGGCAAAAUCUCCCAUAAAAACAACGAAUGAAUCUGCUACAGAGAAGCCUAAAGAUGUGGCGUCCUCAGACAAACCAGAAGACAAAGAUGGGCCCACCAAAAUGGAGGUUGUGACAGAAGACUUAGACAAAAACAAUUGUGAUAGUAGUAGUAAAGCCGAGGAGAAAGAAAAAGAAUUUGAAACAGAAGUUCCAUCCACCUCUAUGGGGUCAGCAUCUACAUCUGCGACUUCAUCGGCAGCGCAUAAAAUGGCAGAACACUUUACUAGGCCUCAAUUGAGCAAAGAAUUGGAAGAUUGGAUAUGGCAAGAUAAUCGACAAUUUCUUCAGGAUCGUAACAUUUUUGAGCACACCUAUUUCAAUUUUAUGUGGCAAAUUUGCGGUCAUAUACCGCAGACGCUAAUAGCUCAGCAAGAUGUUACCUGUAUGGCUGCCAAAUUAUCGGUUUCAUUUUUCAUUGAAACAUUUAUACACGCCAAAGAAAAGCCCACUAUGGUGCCAUGGGUGGAGCUGUUGACCAAACAAUUUAAUGCCAGUCAAGAAGCUUGCGAAUGGUUUUUGACCCAUAUGUCUAUGGAACCGUGGUGGCCCGUUCAAGUUUUAAUACAAUGUCCCAAUCAAAUGGUUCGGCAAAUGUUCCAACGUUUAGUAAUACAUGUCAUUCAAAGACUUCGUGCAUCGCAAUCACAUUUAUAUUUGAAAACGGAAUCUGAUAUCGAUGACAAGGAGGUUAUCGGAACGGCCUCGUGUGUUACCCGUUUCAUAAGUUCAUUGACCAUUCUGAUGGAGCAUGGUGCUAAAGCCCACCUACGCAAUUUAUCGGAGUUCUUUGGCCUGCUCUUCGAGUUUUCUCGCAUGGGCGAUGAAGAGACAUUAUUCUUGUUGCGCAUAGGUGUCAUAAAGAGUGUGGCCGAUUUUUAUUUGGGCAAUAAGAAUCACGAUAAUCUUGAGGUUGGUUCGGAUAACGAUGAUAACUCUUCGGAUGAGGCUUUAUCUGUGGACAAGACAAGACCGGCUUCCUUGGAUAAAAUGAUAGCUUUGGUUGCCAGUUUGGUAGAAAGAUCCAGAGGGCAAGAUUUACGUCUAAAACUAUCACCCAAGGACUAUAAUGCCAUAGCAGGGGGAAAAGGUUUUCCAUUUUUGUAUCAGCAAAUCAAGGAUAACAUAAAUCCUCAUCAAACCCGUCAUUUGAUACAUGCCCUCUGUCGUUGGGAUGAACGUUUGGCCAAUCAAAUUAUAACCAUGUUAUUUACGUCGGUUACCAAACAUACCGAGUUGUGUGGUCCCUUCUUCAAGCUACUCACAUUGCUGACCGAAACACAGGGUGGUCCUUCGGGCCUACCCUGUUUUUCACAAUUGGUCUUGCAACGGGUCUGGGAUGCUGCUGAGUACUGUCCACAAUCUGCUUUGGAUUGGCUGGCAUUCCAGGCACCGAAAAAUAAGAUUGCUCAUGCCUGGAUUUUGCAAUCGGCUGACACAUGGGUGGAACAAUAUCUGUUGGCCCAUCAUAAUUCCAGAGUUCGUAAUGCUGCCGCUUAUUUAUUGGUCUCGUUGGUUCCUUCACAACCAUUCAGAGCAAAUUUCCGUAUACAUUCGUUGCACAAACUUUCAUCGUCUUCAUCAACUCAUAUUUAUCGCGAACUAAGUAACGAUGCUCAAAUAAUACUUCACAAUAUAAUAAAUCUCUUAUUGCGUUUAUUGCGACCGGCUAGAGCAUAUGCCGAUAUUGGUGUUCAUGGUACUACAAAAUUAACUUCUUACUUUAGCCUCUUGGGCUAUUGUAUGGCUUCGAAGACUGAAAAGGCUAUGAUGGGUCCUUAUAUGCGUGCUUUGUGGGAUCUGUUCCAUCCGCGUUUAUCCGAGCCCAGUGUGCCAGCCCAUCACAACAAACAUGCUUUGCUAGCAUUUUGGCAUCAUACCAUUGUCGAUUGUCCAGAGAAUGCUUUGAUUGUGGCUAAUUGCGCAGAAAUCACUAGGAAUAUAGCAUUUAAUUAUAUUUUAGCUGAUCAUGAUGAUUCGGAAAUUGUGGCUUAUAAUCGUGCCAUGUUACCCGCCUACUAUGGCCUAUUGCGUUUAUGUUGUGAACAGAGUCGUAGUUUGACCCGCCAACUUGCAGCCCAUCAGAAUUUACAAUGGGCAUUCAAGAAUAUAACACCUCAUCCUACACAAUAUGCAGCGGCUGUUGAUGAAUUAUUCAAAUUAAUGACUUUAUUUGCCACUCGUCACAUGGAUGCCAGUGAACAGGAAAAACACGAAGUCACCACAUUCCGUCGAACAACAUUGUCAGCCUACUUAACAGGCUUGGAUGCCAGAGUUUCUUGGGGUACUCUGAUAAAUGCUUUUCGAAUUUUGGUGGACAAUGAGGAAGAUCGUCUCUUGGUCAUAUAUAAUGGUGGCUUGGAGAUGUGCUUUGAAGCUUUGCAUACCUUACAUUCCAUGCAUCAUGAGGCCACUGCCUGCCAUGUAUCGGGUGAUUUACAAGAAUUACUUAGCGAAAUGGUUUUACUUUUAAGUACUUUGCGUUUAAGCACACGUCUCGAUAGUACGGCCACCAAAAAGCAACAACAACAAUUGGAACAACAGGUACAACAAUUGCAAAAGCAGCAAGAGCAGCUGAAGCAACAGCAACAACAACAACAGCAGCAGCAGCAGCAACAAUCGCAACAGUCACCCCAGCAGACACAACAACAGCAGAAGGAAAAACAAUUGCAACAGCAAAUGCAACAAUUACAGUUACAACAAAUGCAACAAUUGCAGCAACAACAUUUCCUGCGACAACAUCAACAACAUACCGCCCUGCUCAAGGGUCUGCCCGAUGCCGUCAAAAGAUUGGCAACAUUCUUAAAUACCUAUAACCCACCAGAAUUGUGUCGCCUCUCACUGGACGUAUUGAAAGAGCUUGUGCGCAAUCCCAAUUUGGAUAUUACCAGUAUUUUGGCACCCAUACUCAUUAACUGUCACUUGUCGGCAGCUAGUGCUCCCAAUGCCAUUGGUCCCUUGGGACCAUAUUUCCCCAGGCGAGGUGGCAAAACCACAUGGCCGGCCAUAACAAAGAAUAUGCCCAGACCACCAAGACCCAUGGUGCAAAUGUGUAUACCGCACAAUGAAUUGUUGCAUCGUGGUGUUGACUUUGAAUAUGAUGCUCAAGUUGAAGCGUUCUAUAGGCCCUACCAUGAUUUCUUGGAUGUAAUGAUGCGCAUGGCUGUAAAUACAAAUCAAUUGAAUGAUACGCUUGUAAGGUUAAGCUGUUUGGUGGCCAUAGAGGCGGCACCGUUGGGCUUCAAUCUAUUCCCCAAAUUCUGGGUGGGCAUUUACAACAAUAAAAGUACCAAUAAAUAUGCGGAACUUUUGCUUAAUUGCCAAUAUUUAAUUGAAUAUAUUCACACAAUAUUGCGUGAUUGUAGAGUCUCCUUAAGUGAUCAAUAUAUAAGAGGAUUUUUGGAAAUUUACUAUCCCAAGGUUUCUUCCCAGUUGCCCAUUGCUCGGUUACUCUACUCCAUAAGUUAUUCAAUGCAUUCAAAAGAAGAUUUGGAUGAUUUAUGUGGUGAUCUCUUUGCCAUUCGAGUAUUUGCACAAUGUACUGGCAUACCCACCUCAGUGCGCAAACAAUUGAGAGGUUCUCUCAAGGCUUUGUUGUACAAAAGUGCUCGCUAUCAGGAGAUAGCAGAAGAUGAACUUUUCCCUAAUAAGAAACUUAAAUUAGAUAAUGAGGAGAGUGGGGAGUGUUCUAAUGUGGCCACUAUCUCAAAAACUGCAUCUAAAGAUGAAGAUCAAAAAGAUGAAUCUAUGGAAAGUGAGAAACGAGGUGCAACUAAUAUUGUGGAAAAAGAGAAAUCAGCUGCCAUCAUUGCCGGGCAAGUAGAUGAAGCAAAAAUGGAUGAAGAAAUCUCCAUAAGGGAUGAUAAAGAGGUAAAAGAAAAUGAGUUGUCGGAAAAAGCUGGCAAUGCAGUAAACAAAUCAUCGAAAGAUGCUAUGGAAGAUAUAAAAAAUAAGGACAAAAGUGAUGACCAAAUCCAAAGUAGUAAGGAGGCUAUUAAAUCACCAAGUAAAGAAAGUAAAUCGGAAGCACCAUCCACUUCAGCAGCAGCAGCAGCGGCGGCGGCGGCGGCAGCAGCAGCAACUUCCUGUUGUCUACAAUCAGAGAAAAAUGCCAAUAAGAAAUCUGCUGACGAUCGCAUGAUGGAUGAACAUGAGAAACGCAUUAAACUUCUGUUGACCAUGGAGACCUACAUCAAAAGUAUAUUAAUUCUGAUGCAAAAAGAAGAAAGUAAUUCUCCCACAACGACUUCAAAUCAGGCAGCCUUUGAUGAGACCAUGGAAAGUGAGCAAAACACCACGCCUGUACCAGAAAGCAGUGAUGAGGGCGGUGGCGGUGGGGGGAAUAAUUCGCAAGGCAGUGCCUUCAACUGCAAUUCAUCGUCUACCACCCCAAAUACCAGCGCAACAAAUAAUAACAACAACAGCAGCAGUAACAACAUCACAAUGACGCCACCGGAUAAACAGCAGCAACUGAGUAAAGAAACAACAUCAAAUAAUGAUGACGAAAAUGAUGAUGACGAUGAUGUUGAGGCCCCCAUAAUAUCCUGCAAAGGCGAAAAAUCGGCUACCAGCGAUGAUAUUCUUAAGUCACAGGCAGCUUCACUUGCGGCAGCCACAACAACAACAGCGACAACGACAACUACCACAGCUUCUGCAGCUGCAGCAGCGACCCAUACCCCUAAAGCUUCUAGUGAUGAUAUUAUUAAUACAAAUUCAACAAACAUGGCCUCAACGUCCACGGCUACAAAUUCGCCGCAAAUUUAGUUAUCGUUUAAUGAUUUGUUAAAUAUUUUGUUUUUUGGCAAAAUGCUAGAUUAGCAGUGCUAAGCACUUUUAAUUACACUAUACCACCCAUACCACUACUUUUCGUCUGUUUUCUUUCUUAAAUUAUUUCAACCCUAAAAAAACAUUUUCCUACUACACGCUGGCACCAUGCUAUUCAUUGCUAGAGCUGUGCCCAACAAACCUAUUAAUCGUAGUAUAUUUUGUUUAUUUUUCAUCAUUUAUUUUUUACUUUUUUUUCUCUUUAAUUUAAAUUAAGCUUUAAGCAAAUUUUUUUACACACUAUAUAUAGAUAUGAUUUUAAUCCUAAGAUUGUUAUUGAUUAACUUAACGAUUGUGUUGCUAUUCCUAUUUUAGUUGUCUUAACAUUUCUUUUACUACAAAUUUUUGAUUUCCUUUUAAUUUUUAUACAUUCAAACAUGUCGAUGGGCAAAUGUUGUAGAAGAAACAUAUGACCAUAGAAUAAGAACAACGAUAGAUAACAGGGAAAAGUCAAGUUUAGUUAUCAUGCCUUGGUGUUGUAGAGUAUAUACAUAUGUGUAGGUACACUAAAAACAAAAAAAAUUCACGAAAGUAUUUCAUUAAAGACAUUAAUAGAAAUAGACUCGAAAAUGUAAAAAAUCAUUUCACUCACUUUAUUAUUACUUUAUUUAAAAUAAAGAGGGAAUGAUGAGUUUUGUCAAUACGUUUUAACAAAAAAAUCUGUUUUCAGUUAAAAUUGAUUCCAUUAAAACUUCUUCUUUAGACUACAUUUUUGUAAUUUAGAAACGCGAUUUAAUCAACUGAAAUACCAAUCAAUCGGAUAUACGAUUACUAAAGCCAUUAACAUUUCUGGGUUUUAAGCCAAAAUAUAACUCUACUGUAAGUAGGACGACAUAAUAAGAGGUCCAAAGAUGGGAAUUGUAUAAGUCUUCCCAUUUCGUUUGUGAAAUACCUUAAAUAAUCUUUCCCCGACCCUACAAAUCUAUUCUCAGCCAAACGAGACAUUUUUGCCUUUUCGGUUCGUUAGAGCCAGUUUCUAGCCAGUCUUCCCAUUUCGUUUGUGAAAUACCUUAAAUAAUCUUUCCCCGACCCUACAAAUCUAUUCUCAGUCAAACGAGCCAUUUCUGCCUUUUCGGUUCGUUAGAGCCAGCUUCUGGCCUAUAAAAUGCUUUAUGGGCACAUAGAAGAAGCUUCUGUGGGUAUGUCUGCGUGAUUGAAUUAAAAUUCUUCACGCGUGAAUCACGGCUCACAACGCUAAUCACGACUCACGAGAAAGUCAAGAGCCACCCAAAUCUAAUCACGUGAUUGUGCGUGAGCGUGAAUCACGUCUCAUGAGAAAAUCACAAGCCGCGAGAUAUCACAACAAGUUUUUAUUGCUUCGCAAUCGAAAUUUUGCAGGAAUCAAAUGUUUUUGUUUCCAUACCAAAAUUCGUUUUUUAUCUGCACUAGCAAAUUUUGCCCAAGAACAUUCCACUAAGGAACAGGGGCAAACUUCUCACAAAUCAAUGAGUGCAGUCCGACUCAAUUUUAAGCUCAACGAUAAGGGGCCUUCUUUUUAUAGCCGAGUCCCGCAGUGCGACACUUCUUUGGAGAGAAGUUUUACAUGGCAUAGUACCUCACAAAUGUUGCCAGCAUAAGGGGGGAAAAUCUGCACUUAUUGUUUUCUAUAUUAAACUUAUUUUUCGGAAAUAAAUAAAAAAAACUAACCAUUUAAACCAAAAAAACAAAAAAAUAUGCUGACAAGGGUUGCUAAUUUUCUUCACUACAAGAGAGUACUACUUCUACGCUUAUUUUUCAACCAGUUUCGCCAAUGUCUGCAAAAAAAUAUUUUUCGUUUCAUGGAAAAAUAUUUUAUCAACCGUGAUUCGCAAGUUUUCCGCAAGUUGUGCUUGAGUAAAAUUGCUGUCUCGUGAGCGUGCGUGAACGUGAGUCCAUAUAAAAAAGCCGUGCGUGUAUAAUUUGUUUGUCUCGUGAGCAUGCGUAAAUGAAAAAUUCCUCACGUGCACAUCACUAAUGCCUGCCCGUCCAUUCAUCUCUUCUUCUGUUUGUCUAAUAGGUCGAUUAUAGAUUUCAACUUCACUUUAGAUGCGUUGACAGGAGGUAAAAGCGCAGUUAUAAAUAAGCCGUGCGGCUUAAAAUUACGAAAUUGGGCAAAUAAAUGAAACCGAUUAAAAAACUAGUAUAAAGUUUAAAUUUUUUAUUAGUUCAGUGUUUUGAAGUUCAGCUACUGAGUUAAUGUUGUAUUCAUUGCCUUAUGUAUACAGAGAUGCUUGGAAAUCUAUUCUGAGUUCGGCUAUUAAAACAAAAGAUCCAAAUUCUUCGAAUGGUUUAAGUUCAUGCCAUUUAAACAGAGAUCGCAAAGACUUCCAAGUUUUCAUGUUAUGACAAAUGUACUCUAAAAUUUUUAUCUUCCCUCAUAUUAAUAAUUUCUGCACAUUCAGUUUUUUUCUUUUGUAGGCUUGCCUUUUCCCUCUUGCCAGCCUUUAUUUCAAUUCGUUGUACUGGUAUGCGUUCUCAAGUGCUCUUCUUCAAAUCUCUGUUUCAUAGAUGUGUUCAAACUCUCACCAGUUUCUUUUCGGUUCUAUGAGACAACCCCUUAUACGGUUGUCAAAGGCGAAUAUUAACAGCAGUUUAUUUUUUGCGGUAUUUGCCUUCGAGUAAUGGAAAGUAGGCUCCAUGCUCUUUAUAAAAACAGGAGUGUUGUACAUACUUGGAAGUGCCAUUAAUUUCUAUUCUAAACAUUCGGAAAUUCGACUAUACCCCGUGAAAAAUUUCGAAAUUCGACUAUACCUUCCUAGCCCAACAACAACGAAAUUAACUAUACAACCCUAUGGGGAUGGUGGGGCAAUUUUCCACUAGGCUGUCAAAUUUCUGUACACUAUCAAAUUGACAUUCUAGUCUCAAUUGCAUUACCAUAUGUAGCAGCAACAAAAUUAAAAGAUGCAACUCUGAAAUUGAAAAAUGUCAUAAGCUGGGCUAGUGACCUUAUAUAAAUUUGUUUAGGAUGGCUCUUUUGUUUGGGCAAGCUAGCUUAAAGUGCUAUCAGUGAACAUCUAUUUAUCAUAUGACGUUUCAAAUAUAGCAACCCUGAAAGUUACAUAUGAAACAAAAUAUACCAGGCGAUUUUACUUUUCAUUCUAAUUAGUGUCCCCGUACGGCAGAAAACUUGCCAUUUGGUGAUAUAUAUAUAGGGACUAAAAAUAUCUAAAAUUCGGUUAUGAGCGUCUAUAAAAAAAGUAAAUCAUAAAUUUGUCUGCCUCUUGUUGUUUUUGUUCUUGCUUUUAGGGCGAACAUUAUUUUUAUUUCUCUUUCUAUUUUAUUACUUUUUCAAUUUAGGAUAAGUAUUAGACAAUUUUUUUGCAAUAAUUCUACCCAAUUGGGAUUUAAACAGCCAACCUUACACUUUCGAGGCGUAUGCUGUAGAUGAUGACAAACUAAUUAGCAUAAUCAGGUGUAUUCCGGAUGUCACUUUUCACUUUCCCCCUAAAAUCAAUGGCUUAUCAUCACGUUAAUAAAAUUUCAAAAUCCGGUGUGACCUUAGUUUCGCUAAAAAUAGUUGUACAGAAAUACCUACAAAGUGACUACCAAAUGUUUGCAGGGAUAGCACCUUUAGGUGCUUUUGCUAUGUUCUUUGAAUUUGAUAAAUUAAUUCUCUCUCUGUCUCUCUCUCUCUCUUUAAUGAUCCCGUUAACUUAGCUACCAGCUCUUUAUGAAUUUGACUGUUGGCCUACUUAUGUUAUGUCAGCCGGCAAUUGCGCAUGAAACAAUUCACAAGUUAAGACAUGGCAAUUGUUUCUAGUUGACGUUUAAGAAAAUUUUGUAUAUAAUGCCUGCAAAGAUUUGGGGUGUAAAUUCUCAAAUCCUCGCUUCAUUGUCACUGUUUAGGUACUUUUUUGGCGAUAGUGUCGUCAAGAUGUCUCAAAAGAAGGGUGCAUGACCAUGUUAAAUCGUUAAAGACAUAUAACCGACAGCCUAUACAAAUAGUUGAUGACAUUUUCAUAUAGUUAUCGCGAAAAUCAUGCAUGCUAUUUGAAGCGACAUUUUGAACGAACAUGUCCUUAUGUCUUAUGAAAAUUCAAAUGACAAAUCUGUUACGAUGUCCUUUAGAGAGCGUCCGUUUUUCGAAGAAAAAAUAAAUAAAAUUUCUCCACAAAAAAUUAUGGUGACUGGUUCGUGGACACGGUUAGCGAAUUAGUCAACAGUCAAAUUUUAUAACAGACAAUCCGUAAGACACGUCAGCAGAUUGCGAUAUUAAUGACAAAAUUGAAAUUAUGUAUCUUAAAGAAGUCUUUGAAGACAAUAUCAUGUCUAGUUUCCAGUUUGGAGUGCUGGAAUUUGACUGUUGGUAUAUUUAUGUAGUGUCAGCCGGCAAUUGCUCUUGAAACAAUUCACUAAGUUGAGACAUGGCAAUUGUUUCUAGUUGACGUUUAAGAAACUUUUGUAUUCAAUGCCUGCAAAGAUUUGGGAUGCAAAUUUUCAAUCACUCGCUUCAUUGUCACUGUUUGUAAAAAUUUGGAGAUUCAAUUUUAAGUCAAUUUUAAAAAUAUAUGUAAUUUAACACAGAAAUGGAAAUUUCUAUAACAAACUUUGCCGUUGGUAACUAAACUGAAGUUAGGUUGUAACCCAUUAUCGACCCAUAAAAUUUUAAAUUUCGCAAUACAAAAAUUCUGCUUACUGGUUCGGGAAUUCGCCGACAAUCAAAUUUUAUAACAGACAAUCCGUAAGAUACGUCAGCCAUUUUCGCGAUAUCGGUGACAAAAUUGAAAUACUCUUAAAUAAGUCCUUAAAUACAAUGUCAUAAUAGACGUUUGGACUGCUGGGACAUUACUAUCGCAAUUUUAUCGUUCAUGCUUUGCUUAUUAGUUUCUCAUCAUCUACUGUUGUAGGUUGUUGCUGCUUGCGACACUAACUCAAAAAUUCCCACCCAUAAGAGAACGUAAUGUAUGUAUCAUUAACCUUCUGCAAUCAAGUAAGGCGUGUAGCACAUACGUGCCGCAAUCGUAAGGUUGGCUGUUCAAACGCCAGUCGGGCAGAAUCAUUGCAAAAAAAUCUCCGAUCACUAGGCUCAUUUCGAAGGUGAAAUAAACAAGAAAUAGAAAAAUAAAAAUUAUUAAUAGUUAAAUAAAGAAAAAUAGUAAUAAAAAAAAACUUGAAAACAUAAAGAAAAUACGAACAUAACGAAUUUUCACCUUUUUUAGUCUCUCGUGGGGAUAUAUCGCCGGAUGGUAGUACUGGGACACUAGACUAAAAUUUGAUAGCGCCUGCGAUUCUUAUGUGCCUAUUUUGUUACCCGUGCAAUAGAAAAUGUUUGCAGGGUUGUUUAUUCUCUUUCUAGUCAAAACCAAAAAAAGAAAUACACACAUAUUUGAGUUUUAUUGCAAUCACGAAAUUAAUUGAAACAAUCGAUUUUUUAAUUGAAAUUGCUAAAAUCAGAAAAUCACCCUUAUUCCCGAUGUCGAAGGUGAAAAUCGAAAACUGUAGUAGUCGAAGGCGAAUUUCACAUUUCAUGCUUUGUGUAACUUAUUCGUCUUCGACAGUUUGAUAAAGCUGAGUAUUCUGUUCAGCUUUUCAAGCGGAAUGCUGUCAAACUCCAUAUAAAAAAAAACGUCGGCGAAACCAAGAUAUAUUCAUUUACAGGUAGUGGCAAUACAACAACAAAAUAUUGAGUGCACUAUCCAUCAAAAUCCGUGAUUAGUGCAACCCUGAUUUCGUGUAUGUUACUAAUUCGCGCCAUUUUUUGUUGACAGAUAGUGCACUUCGCGAGAAAAAAUUGUACUCAGCUGUUUACGAUACAUCUGAUCUGAUAGUUAUGUCACGGCGAAACCUUGGCUGAAAAUAGGCGGAAAAGUAGUACUCUGCUUAUAGUGAGGAAAAUGACAAAAAUAAUCAAAGUGGCAACACUUGAAACCAUUACCGGCAUCAUUUUUGUAUGUUCAAUUAAUUUCAAUGGUUCGUUUUUCUUAAAUUUUUGCGAAAAAAAAUUAAUUGAAUGGAGAAAACAAUAAGUGCAGAUAAAAAAGAGUUUUGCUAUGGAAACAAAAACAUUUGAUUGCUGUCAAAUUCCGCUCGCGGAACAAUUAAAAAUUUCAGCGACUAUUUCGAAAGCAGAAUAGAAUACCAACCCUAAUAAAUAAAUAUUGUGGUAAAAAAAAAAAAAAAUAAUCCCCCUUAUUCCGGUUGGCAAUGGCGUAGUCGAAUGUCAAAAUUUUUACAAAAUGGUUGUCGAAGACGAAAAUUCGUUUACAUUUUUGGCAUUACGUAAAUCGAAUUCGAUUGCAAAAUUUGACUAAAACGAUCGAUAUAUAACUUAAUCGCAUUCUAAACUACUUCGCGCCUUUUUGUCGAAAGAGUAUGGAAUUUACUUUUAUAUUAUUUUUUUUUAUUUACCACAAUAUUUUUAUUAUCAGACUGUCGAAUGCAAAUAAGCUACAGAAUACUACGAAAUGUGAAAUUCGCCUUUUACUACGAUUGCUGUGGAUUUUCACCUUCGACAACGGAAAUAAGGGUGUAUUAUUUUUUGUUUUUAUUUAAAUUGAAAGCAAAUUUUGAUUCAUUUAAAAAAAAAGAUGGAAUCAAUUAAUUUUUUUAUUGAACACAUUAUUAUUUUUUUUAUACCCUCCACCAUAGGAUGGGGGUAUACUAAUUUCGUCAUUCUGUUUGUAACACCUAGAAAUAUGCGUCUGAGACCCCAUAAAGCAUAUAUAUUCUUGAUAUUAAGUCGAUCUAGCCAUGUCCGUCCAUCUGUCUGUCGAAAGCACGCUUGCUACCGAAGAAGUAAAGCUAGCCGCUUGAAAUUUUGCACAAAUACUUUUUAUUAGUUAGGUCGGUUGGGCCUCUAGAGGGCCCAAUUCUCAUUCCAUUUGGAAGAAAUUUUUUAAAGCAGCUUCUCUCAUGACCUUCAACAUAUGUGUCUAAUAUGGUCUGAAUCGAUCAAUAGCUUGAUACAGCUCCCAUAUAAAACGAUCUCCCGAUUUUGCUUCUUGUUUUAAUUAAAUUUUAAAUUGUUUUGUGACAUUUUUUUCUGUGAAACCUGCACUAAGUGUGGUUCAAAUGGUCGCCUGUGAAGAAAGUACACAAAGAAGCUCUCUUAGAUGAGACGCUUUAUUUGAGUCGCCCGUGUGUGAACAAGAUCCAAUUCUUCACCAAUAUCGGUUCUUUUUCAUUUUCUAUUUGCCCCUCGAUAAGUUUGUUUUUUAACGGCCGUAUUCACAAAACUUAUUGAGGCCUUUAAAUAGGUUUAUUUGACAGUUCUACAAAGGAAAUCUGACAAAAAAAAAACUUAUUUCAAAACUACAUUAAGUUUUGUGAAUACCGGCAUUAUUCUUAUUAUUUGUUAAACUUUCUUUAAGCUUUGCUGUAUAUUUAUAUGAUUUCCUAUUUACUUUUAAUUUUCUCCUAUGUAAGUUAAAGAAUUUCUGGCCUAAGGUCAUGAUUAUUAAGAGAACAAAAGAAAAAAGUAAUCAAGAAGAAAAAACAAAUAAUGAUGUUGAGUAUAGAAUAUAACAAUAAUAAUAAAAACAAAAGUUUAGAAUUGUACGUGAGGUGAAAACUUGAUACAAAUUCAAAAUUUUGCAACAACAAGAAUGUGUAAAAAUAAUUGUGUUUUCUUUUUCUAUACCAUAAUGGCAUAUAUAAUUAUCUAUAUAUAUAUAUAAAAAUUUAUAUGGAAAUAACAAAAUGAUCAAAGAACAGCCCAAGGUUGUCCUUUCAAAAAAAAAAAACAAAAACACACACAUAAAAAAUAUUUGAAAAAAAUAUUUUAACUUAAAAAAAAACAAAGUUGUUUAUUAAAACAUUUAUUAAAAUAAUUCAAAUAUUAUUUAUAAAAAUAAGAUUUUAUAUAAUAUAAUACAACAAAAAAACAACAACAUAUAUUUUUAAUCAUAAGAAAGGAUAUUAACAUAAACUAAAUAAAAUAAUAAAAAAAGGAAAAUAUUUUAAAUUGACAAAAGAAAAUAGGCUAACCAAAACAAAAACCACACAAAAAAUAUUUACUUAAAUUAACAUACAACAUAUAUAUACAGAAAAUAAAUGUAACAAAAAAACCAAUACAUCCAAAACAAAGGAGAAACAUAACAAAAUCACUGCAACUAAUAUAAACCAUAAUCUGUGCUGCACCACACUUUUUUACUCACCAACAAACAUCAUGCAAUAAUCAACAAUUAACUAUAAAAAAAACAAUAAAAUUAUGCCAGCAAUCCCAACCAAGUAAACACACACACACGAAAUAGAAACAAAAAAAUACACGAACACACUCUGUAGUUAAAAAAUAAUAAUUAAAUAAAACAAUAAAAAUAAGAGGAUACAAAAUGACUUUUUAAAUGCUUUUUGUGUGCGUAUGUAUCUCCGAUUAGUGACAACUUAAAGCAGUUUCUUAUUUUUUUCAGUCAUCGAACCUAAUAAAAAAGAAAACAAGACAAAAGAUGCUAUUGUUUUAAACAUUGUUUAUUUUGUUUUUUUUUUACCAUUGAUUGAUUUUGUGAUUUAUAUAUUUUUUUAUAUCAUUAUAUGUUUUUAUAUAAAGCUGCCCUUCGCCGCGCCAAGCACAUACUAACAACUUCAUGAAUGUCUUCUCAACAACCUCUUUUCCUUAUC